This is a messenger RNA of Puccinia triticina, 795 nucleotides long. RefSeq lists its product as uncharacterized. The coding region runs from base 1 to 795 and encodes 264 amino acids. The record is from RefSeq and is a predicted model, not a curated record. The transcript has 4 exons. Gene Ontology annotation, molecular function: protein binding. NCBI's taxonomy places the organism in Eukaryota, Fungi, Basidiomycota, Pucciniomycetes, Pucciniales, Pucciniaceae.
AUGAAUACACGUGUGGCGCCUCCCCAACAAAACCAUGAGCCCACCAAUCCUUGCAUUACACCUUUUAAACGAUCUGCCGAACACUUCGAGCUCCAAACCAACAGGGAACCAAAACCUGGUAACGAACCUUCUAAAUCACGCAGACUGGAUUUUAUGAAAAACCGAAUCAGAACCAAUCUAGAGGCAUACCGUUUUCUUGCAGAAAAAUCAGAAAGCGCCUACCAUUACUUCACCCUUGGAAAUCUAUCGGUGGCCGCAACCCAUUACAAAAAUUUCCUGGCCAGGUGUUCUUGGUGGAAGACUUCGGUCAAGGAAGGUGGACAACUUGUAAUCAUCCGGUCAAUUUUCAAUCUGGCACGCUGUUAUCUUGCCAUGGGCCAGUUUCGUGAGGCCGAAAUCACAUUGCAAGAAUUGUGGGAUUUGAAAAAAGGUGGAUCGAUUUCCUCAACAGAUUCCAUGUUUACAGAACUGGCCGUUCUGUAUUCCGAGGUGAAGAAAAAUUCUACCGGCGAUGAUGAGUUAAUUGAUGAUGGACCUGAAGUGUUGGGCCUGGAGCGCAGGAUGAGGAGUGCACAGAGACGUAGUCAGAGCUUGAACGUCACUGGCCACCACAACGAAGCUGUGGAUAUUAUCUACCGAGCACUUCAAUCGCUACCAACAGGUCCAUACAAGUUAGACAAGAGCUUGAGAGACCUUCUUGUUGACCUUCAUCUCACUCUUGCCGAAGGCUACGAAAAAUUGGGGAGGCAUGCUGAAGCAUCCUUGACACUAAAUAAUCCAUCAAUUGAAAUCUAG